AGGGGCGGGCAGGGUCCAACAGGCAGCUACCUCCUCCGAUCGCGCCGCGCAUGGCUUGCAAAGCAGGCUGGGAAGGGCCAGCAGCCCCCCCACACAAGACGUGCCCGGCGGGAGGUGUUCCUGGAGACCGGACGCUGACAACAGGAGCCGUGCACGAGUGUACAGAGAGCGAGAGCCCAGGCCCCCAGCCGGUGAGAUCCGUCAUGGGGAGACGUGGCUGCUACGCUGGAGCCCGUGGCAGCCGUGGGCCUCCCCUUCCCGGCGGGAGCUGGAGGAGCAGGACCCAGGAGGCGUGCAGGCAGGAGGGGCUGAGGGUGCAGAAGUUCCUCGUGUCAUCCAGACCAGAGCCGGUCCAGCACCAAGAGCUCUGGGAGCAGGACGCGAUGCAGGCCAUGCAGCCCCCUUGCGAGGCUCAGCUGCCCUCCGCAACCCCACAGCUGGCACCGCGGGAUGAGCUCCCCACCCCAGAGCCCUGGCGCCAGCUCUUCCGUGGCCUGCGCUACCGGGAAGCCGAGGGCCCAGGGAAGAUUUGCAGCCGCCUGCGGGAGCUGUGCCGGCGCUGGCUGGAGCCCCAGCACAGCAGCAAGGAGCAGAUGCUGGAGCUGGUGGUGCUGGAGCAGUUCCUGGCCAUCCUGCCCCCAGAGAUGUGGAGCUGGGUGUGCGGGUGCCGCGUGGAGACCUGCGCCCAGGCCGUGGCCCUGUCCGAGGGGUUUCAGCUGGGGCAGGUGGAGGACGAGAAGCUCCAGGUCACCGUGCGUGUGAAGGUCGAGGAGGGGUCCUCAGACAAGAUGCAGCCCCCGGGAGCCCUGCUGGAGUUUGCUGAUUCCCAGGUGCAGCAGCCGAAGACUCCUCAUAAGGACAGGCCUCUGGAGGAGGCAGGAGAUCAAGAAACCCCAGAGCCUGAGGUCGAGCUGCCUCACAUCGCCAAAGAGGAGCCCCCGCCCAACCCAGAGCCAGGCGCUGGGACCCUGAGCAGAGCAGAUCAGCCGCCUCCCGAGGAAGGGCCUGUAAAGCUGAAGCUGCAGAGACUCUGGGUCCCUAGGGAGACGGGAACAGAGCUGCUCCCUGACACCUGGGCCAGGCCAGCUGCAGGAGGGGCAGGGCAGGCCGGCGAAGCAGGGGCAGAGCAUGGAGGACAUGACUGGUUGCUGAGCAGAACUGAGGAGCAGGCUCCUGAGGAAGGGCCUGGAAAGCUGAAGCCACCAUGGGCUUCCCCGGGGAGUAUGGUUGAGGUGGAUUCCCUGAGCUCAGAGACUGACCAGUGGCACAAGGGUCAGGGGAUUCCCCCAAAGCCAGAGAAUGUAGCAGUGAAUGUGGUCCCAUCUCUAGUUGGGCACUGGAGUGAAGAAGGGAAAGAAGCCAGAAAAAGGCCAAGGUGCAGGGAUGAAUAUGUCAUGCUGAGACACCUGAAGAGGCAGAAAGCAAAGAUGCACUGGAGAGAGACACUGCAUGCAAACCAAGGCAGUGUGGGGGGCCUCAGAGGGAAGCAGGAGCUCACUACCAAGCCCAGGGGGAGAGCCCACUCCUGCCCUCAGUGCAGGAAAAGUUUUAGCUGUCCCUCACGCCUGGCUCAGCACAAGAUAAGGCACAAUGGGGAGAAGCCCUAUGUACGCGCCACGUGUGGGAAGAGGUUCACCUGCCUCUCGACCCUGGCUGCUCACCACCAGGUCCAUUCUGGACAGCUCCCCCACCGCUUCACCAGAAGGGGGAAAAGCAUUGUGCUGCACAAAACCCAGGAUGUGCACAGGAAGAAGAAUCAGUACUGCUGUGUCACAUGUGGUAAGACCUUCACCCAUUUCUUCUCCCUGGUUCAGCACCGUCAGAUGUACUUGGGGAGGAAGACACACCGCUUCACUGAGUGCAGGAAGAACUUCAUCAGCUGGCAAGGCCUGUCCCAGCACCGGUGUGUGUGGAGGAGGCAGCAGCCACACUGCUGCACAAAGUGUGGGAAGAGCUUCAGGCAGCCCUCCAGCCUGGCCAGGCACAGGUGCAUGCACACACGGGAGAAGCCUCAUCAUUGCUCUGUGUGUGGGAAGAGCUUCAUCUUCUCUUCCAAGCUGGCCCAACACCAGAUUAUCCACACAGGAGAGAAGCCACAUCAGUGCUCUGCAUGUGGAAAAAGCUUCACCCACUCUUCCACUCUGGCCCGGCACCAGCGCAUCCACACAGGGGAGAAGCCAUAUCAGUGCUCUGAGUGUGUGAAGAGCUUCACUUAUUCCUCCCAACUGGCCAAGCACAAGCGCAUUCACACAGGGGAGAAGCCAGAUCAGUGCUCUGAGUGUGGGAAGAGGUUCAGUUCUUCCUUCCACCUGGUCUGGCACCAGCGCGUCCACACAGGUGAGAAGCCAUAUCAGUGCUCUGAGUGUGGGAAGAGCUUCAUCCAAUCCUCCCACCUGGCUGAGCACAGGUGCAUCCACACAGGGGAGAAGCCAUAUCAGUGCUCUGAGUGUGGGAAGAGCUUCAGGUAUUCCUCCAAACUGGCCAAACACCAGCGCAUCCAUACAGGGGAGAAGCCAGAUCAGUGCUCUGAGUGUGGGAAGAGCUUCAUUUAUUCCUCCCAACUGGCCCAGCACAAGCGCAUUCACACAGGGGAGAAGCCACAUCAGUGCUCUGAGUGUGGGAAGAGCUUCAGUUAUUCCUCCAACCUGGUACGGCACCAGCGCGUCCACACAGGGGAGAAGCCAUAUCUAUGCUCUGUGUGUGGGAAGAGUUUCAGUUGUUCCUCCUCCCUGAACAAGCAUAAGCACAUCCACACAGGAAAGCCAUAUCAUUGCUCUGAGUGUGGGAAGACCUUCAGUUCUUCCUCCCACCUGGUCCGGCACCAGCACGUCCACACAGGGGAGAAGCCAUAUCAGUGCUCUGCAUGUGGGAAGAGCUUCACCCAAUCCUCCCACCUAGCCGAACACCAGCAUCUCCACACAGGGGAGAAGCCAUAUCAAUACUCUUCCCCCUGACUGUGGGAAGAGUUUCAGCAUCGCCUUCAACGCGGCCCGGCACCGGCUCAUGCACAAAGGGGAGAAGCCGCAUCAUUGCUCUUGGUGUAGGAAGAGGUUCUUCUACUCCUGCAGCCUGUGCUGAACACCAGUGCAUCUACACAGGGGAGAAGCUACAUCAGUGCUCUGAGUAUUGGAGUAACUUCACCCAUCUCAGCACCCACCAGUGGUGCAUUCAAACCAGCUCCCUCAUGCUGGUGGCCUGCAGAAAGAGUUCCCCCAGGCUUUGCCCCUUGUAGGAAACUGUUGGUGUCCAGAGCCCAGACGCUGGCCCCCAACAUAUGGUUGGGGGCGGGGGCUAAGAGGAAACACCUCAGGCAGAGGUCAGCCCCAAUGUGGGGGGAGGAGACGAGGAGGAGAUGAUCUUUGCAUCAGCCUUGGAGCCUGUGCAUUCCCCAUCAUUCUCUAACUAUUCCCAGGGGAAGUGCCUUCAUGCUAGGGUGCCUUCUCCCAGAUGGCUCACUUCAGAUGACACCUGGUGACUUACAUUGCCUGCCUCCCAGCUUUCUCCUUCCUCCUGGUCCAGGGGUUCUGGUAGAUGAGCCCCUGAGUUGCAGGGAGGAGUGCAUUUAUGGCUGGGGAAGCAUUCCCUACAAUCGUCCCUAACCUCGCCUUUCCUCACCUCCCCAUCACCCCUCUUCGAGACCUCCCCAUGCCCAGUGGGGUCUGCAACGAGCUGCCACCUCCGGAGUCUUUUUGGCCUGUUUUGCUCUUCAGCCUCUGUAGAAGUGUGCACCACGGGGUGCGUGCUGCUCCCCUGACCUCUUCUCCUUUGUUGUAUUCUCUGUCAUGCAUUCCCCGCUACUAAAACCCCAGAAUUGGGCAUGG
This is a messenger RNA of Alligator mississippiensis (American alligator), 3821 nucleotides long. Its product is annotated as zinc finger protein 135. Gene Ontology annotation, molecular function: DNA-binding transcription repressor activity, RNA polymerase II-specific. Bases 51 to 2954 code for a protein of 967 amino acids. The record is from RefSeq and is a predicted model, not a curated record. Lineage: Eukaryota; Metazoa; Chordata; Crocodylia; Alligatoridae. Gene Ontology annotation, biological process: negative regulation of transcription by RNA polymerase II. The transcript has 5 exons.